AUGCAGACUGAGAAUAUGGCGCCUCUCUCCAACGUCACAGUGCACAUGGCUGCCGGCGAUACAAAGGCACAUGAAGAAAACAACUUCAAUGUGAAUAUAUGGCAAUAUUCUUCAGCCAACGACUGGCCCAUUGCUACCUGCUUCCAAUGUGGACAUCCGAAAUGCGAUACUCCGCCUGCAGGUAGUACCCGCGAAGAAGGACCAUCGAAUACCCUGAAGAACGAAAAUGAUGCUGCUGGCGCACACAAUGAUGUCGCCAACCAUGCUACCCGGUUGAAAGCCUUGCUGGCUAGAUUGCCUAAGCUGGAAAUCGCGGACAAAGACACUGGGAGAGGCGCGGUUCAUUGCGAACAAGAGCAUGACCAUGCCAAUGUUGCUGCCACCCCGGAGUACAGCAUCUUCCCAAAAAUAGAGGCGCCACUAGGUAUUCCAGAAAAUGAAACUGAACGGAGAAUCUCACGAUCUGAGGGCGACGGACUAAGCGCUUCCCGACUGAAGGCCUUGUUGUCCACACUAGCCUCCUUGCGUUGCCCUCAAUUGGCUGAUCAAGACAGCGAUGACAGUGAUGGACCACCGCGCACGGGCGAGUCCACAGGACCAAUGACUUCUCCGUCCACAUCGCCGUCUUUAGAGCAUGACGCAGUAUAUUUCGGACUCGAGGACUUUCCCGAAGACCUCUUGGAUUCAAUUUCAGCUACUGCUGGGAUGAAGCUCAUUCGCGAGGGAUCUCAUUAG
Akanthomyces muscarius is the source of this 735-nucleotide messenger RNA. RefSeq lists its product as uncharacterized. Bases 1 to 735 code for a protein of 244 amino acids. The record is from RefSeq and is a predicted model, not a curated record. NCBI's taxonomy places the organism in Eukaryota, Fungi, Ascomycota, Sordariomycetes, Hypocreales, Cordycipitaceae. The transcript is spliced from 4 exons.